Messenger RNA from Phascolarctos cinereus (koala), 810 nucleotides. The record is from RefSeq and is a predicted model, not a curated record. Lineage: Eukaryota; Metazoa; Chordata; Mammalia; Diprotodontia; Phascolarctidae.
CAUGCAUACGGCAGCCAUCAGGAGGCUACAGCAUAUCUCAGGCCUGAAGCACCAACUGUCUCUCGGACAGCUCCAACUGGAUGUCCUGCAAGCAGCUCCAACUUAACAGCUUUGCAGCCGGCAACUGUUCUGCAAGAAGCGGAGGGGAAAAUCAUUAGUUUGAAAACAUGCAAUGGGACUGAGUGGUACCAUGGAUCCAUUCACUCGAGCAACCUGUGUGCUGGCUACCCAGAGGGUAAAAUUGACACUUGCCAGGGGGACAGUGGUGGACCACUCAUGUGCAAGGACAAGGACAGUAACACCUUUGUGGUGACUGGCAUCACCAGCUGGGGCACAGGCUGUGGCCGGGUGAAACGGCCAGGAGUCUACACAUCCACGGGGAGCUUUCUGGAGUGGAUCGUAGACAAGAUCGGACCUUAUCCUAUGCUUGACCCACCUUCACCAAUCAAGAACUCCAUAUUAAGACCUCACAGAGGGAGACUAGGGAGAGGGGUGGCUCCGAAGAGUAGUACUUCUUUCAUUCAUACAAAACAGGGCAUCCCCAAAGGUAAAUUGGGCCCCUUCUUCCCUUGACCUUUCUUCAUCUGUCCCUCACCCCCAAGGAAGAAGGGAUGUGGCCCUAUCACAGGCAGGAGUUUCUAACUUUAUCUUUCAUUCAUGCACAUUUCUAGUGGGGAUGCUUAAACAUUCUCAUAGUCAUUUUCUUUCCUUAUCUGUCAACUUCCAACCUCAUUGGCUCUAUUUCUUUAGCUGAUGUAGGAAGAGACAAACCCAGUUCACUGUCCAAUAUAUUCCAUCAUUUUCCCUUAA